Molecule: messenger RNA, 1383 nt
Organism: Fusarium keratoplasticum
Lineage: Eukaryota; Fungi; Ascomycota; Sordariomycetes; Hypocreales; Nectriaceae
Product: Mannan endo-1,6-alpha-mannosidase
Exons: 4
Coding region: 1-1383 (460 amino acids)
Biological process (GO): fungal-type cell wall biogenesis; carbohydrate catabolic process
Molecular function (GO): mannan endo-1,6-alpha-mannosidase activity
Source: RefSeq, a predicted model, not a curated record
AUGAAGUCCUUUCUGUCAACCGGCGCCGCUGCCGCGCUCAUCGCUUCCGCCGGCCUCGUCAGUGCUCAGUCGCCAUACAGCAUUGAUACCACCGAUAACAUCAAGAAGUCGGCCAAGCAACUCGCCGCCGACUUGAUCGAGUACUAUCAUGGUCUUGACCCAGGCGGUAUUCCUGGUAUUCUCCCUGGUCCUCCUCCCAAUGGUGACUACUACUGGUGGGAAGGCGGUGCCAUGUGGGGGACGUAUAUGGAUUACUGGAAGUGCACCGGCGAUGCGACCUACAACGCAAAGGUAAUUCAAGCCAUGCAGUUCCAAACUGGUGACGAUAACGACUACCAACCCGGUAACGUUACCUUGUCCCUCGGAAACGACGAUCAAGGUUUCUGGGGAAUGUCGGCUAUGCUUGCUGCCGAGCUCAAGUUCCCCAACCCUCCAGAGGACAGACCUGGCUGGCUGGCCCUCGCCCAGGCUGUCUUCAACACCCAGGCAGCUCCCGACCGACACGACAAGACUUGCAAUGGAGGUCUCCGAUGGCAGAUUCCUCCCACGAAUAACGGUUAUGACUACAAGAACAGCAUUGCCAACGGCUGCUUCUUCAACCUUGGCGCUCGACUCGCUCGUUACACUGGCAACACCACAUAUGCCGACUGGGCCGAGAAGACGUGGGAGUGGGUAGAGGGUGUGGGCUUCCUUGAUCCCACCAGCUACAAGAUUUAUGACGGAGCUCACGUCGGAACCAACUGCACCGAUAUCAACAAGGCCCAGUUCUCUUACAACGCCGGUGUCUACCUGCAGGGUGCUGCUUUCAUGUACAACUAUACCGAUGGUGAGAAGAAGUGGGAGCAACGCUUAACCAAGCUCGUCGAUGCCACCCUCGAUAACUUCUUCCCCGACGGCAUUGCUGUCGAAAUCGCCUGCGAAAACCACGGCACCUGCACCACCGAUAUGCUUUCGUUCAAAGGCUAUGUCCACCGUUGGAUGUCUCAAGCCACUCACCUCGCUCCUUACAUCUCUGACAAGAUUCUUCCCGUACUUCAAACGUCGGCUGAAGCAGCCAUCAAGCAGUGCACCGGAGGUACCACCGGACGUGCCUGUGGUUUCAAGUGGGCAUCGGGCAAGUAUGACGGCAAGACGGGUGCUGGUCAGGAAAUGAACGUCCUUGCCGCCGUGUCGUCGUUGCUCAUGGAACACACCGAUCCUCCCGUGACGGCUAAGAAGGGUGGUAUCUCCAAGGGUAACCCCAACGCUGGCAGCGGAAGCACUACGCCUGGCAAGCACUACAAGCCAAUUACUACAGCCGACAAGGCCGGCGCUGGUAUUUUGACAUUCCUUGUUCUGUCUGUUGCAUGCGGCCUGUUUGGCUGGAUGAGCAUGGGCAAAUAA